Pteropus alecto (black flying fox) is the source of this 297-nucleotide messenger RNA. RefSeq names its product keratin-associated protein 3-1. The coding region runs from base 1 to 297 and encodes 98 amino acids. Lineage: Eukaryota; Metazoa; Chordata; Mammalia; Chiroptera; Pteropodidae. The transcript has a single exon. The record is from RefSeq and is a predicted model, not a curated record. Gene Ontology annotation, molecular function: structural molecule activity. Gene Ontology annotation, cellular component: keratin filament.
AUGGCUUGCUGUGUUCCCUGCUGCUGCAGCGUCCCCACCGGCCCCGCCACCACCAUCUGCUCCUCUGACAAAUGCUGCCGUUGUGGGGUCUGCCUGCCUAGCACCUGCCCUCACGACAUCAGCCUCCUCCAGCCCACCUGCUGUGACACCUGCCCCCCACCCUGCUGUGAGCCUGACACCUAUGUUCCAACUUGCUGGCUGCUCAACUCUUGCUACCCAACUCCUGGACUGAGUGGGAUCAACCUGACGACCUACGUUCAGCCUUGCUGUGAAAGUCCCUGUGAGCCCUGCUGUUGA